AUGAUAUUUCAUCCUUUUCAUUUAGUUGAAAAAAGCCCAUGACCUUUAACAAGAUCAAUUUCUGCUCUUUCUUUAACUUUAGGUUUUGUAAGUUUUUUUCAAAACUUAAAUUUCUUCUUAUUAAUAUUAAGAAUUUUAAUAAUUUUUAUAUCAUCAUUUCAAUGAUGGCGGGAUAUUUCACGAGAGGGAUCUUUCCAAGGUUUUCAUACAUAUUGAGUAUUAAAUGGAUUAAAAAUAGGAAUAAUUUUAUUUAUUUUAUCAGAAAUUUUUUUUUUCAUUUCUUUUUUUUGAGCUUUCUUUCACAGAAGUCUUUCACCAAAUAUUGAAAUUGGUGGUCAAUGGCCUCCUAAAAAUAUUUUUCCUUUUAACCCAUUUGAAAUUCCUUUAUUAAAUUCUACUAUUCUAAUUUCAUCUGGUAUUACAAUUACUUGAAGACAUCAUUCAAUUAUAAAUAAAAAUUAUAUUUCAACUCUAAAUUCUCUUUUAAUUACAAUUAUUUUAGGUGUUACUUUUACAAUAUUCCAAGGCUUUGAGUAUUUUCAAGCUCAAUUUUCUAUUUCUGAUGGAAUCUUUGGCUCAACUUUCUUUUUAACAACUGGUUUUCAUGGAAUUCAUGUGUUAAUUGGUUCAAUUUUUUUAUUAGUUUCUUUUUUUCGAAUUAAAAAACAACUAAUUUCAUCAAAUCACUUUUUUGGUUUUGAAGCUUCUGCAUGAUAUUGACAUUUCGUAGAUGUAGUAUGAUUAUUUCUUUUUACAUUUAUAUAUUGAUGAAUUUAUU
Rhipicephalus microplus (southern cattle tick) is the source of this 778-nucleotide messenger RNA. The record is from the annotation of a RefSeq genome assembly. NCBI's taxonomy places the organism in Eukaryota, Metazoa, Arthropoda, Arachnida, Ixodida, Ixodidae.